UCACACGUGAUGUAAGCUGGACAGCUAUGUGCGGGCUUCCAGUAACAGUGUCACCUCUACACCGCAUACGCUCAUGCCUUUCAGCCACCCAAGGAUUUGUUUCCCAACAUGUGGCUUGAAUUGCUUUUGUCUCGUUUCUAUGUAUUACCUUUUUCUCGGCGAAAGCACAUCAUCGCCUAGCGUCUUCAACCCAACCAAACAGCGGGAGCGUCAUCCGAAAAAAUUACUUCUAGAAAAGAUGGAGUUGCCAUUGCACCUAGCCCAGUUUCUUCUGAUCCCAUCCACGAUAGGCGCUCGCCAUGGAACACCGCAAAUUCUCUAAAGACCUACCUGAGGAGGCACCGCCAAGCAGCCUCGACCGCGACGAUGAUUUUCAGCGCAUUGAUCCCAGGUCUGGAGUGAAGCGCGGUCUCAAAACGCGGCAUCUCAGCAUGAUGGCCUUGGCCGGCAUUAUUGGGCCUGGUCUCCUAGUUGGAGCAGGAGGCGCGUUGGCAAACGGAGGGCCGGCAUCCCUACUAAUCGGUUUCGGCAUCAUCGGCAUCAUCGCAUUUUCCAUUAUGCAGUCACUUGGCGAACUCACCACUCUGUAUCCCACCGGAGGCGCCUUCACGCAGCUGUCGGACCGCUUUGUCGACAAAGCAUUCGGAGUUGCUGUGGGCUGGAAUUACUGGCUCAUUUGGGGCUGCGUCCUUGCAAACGAAUACAACGUGGUCUCCUCCAUCCUUGUCUUCUGGUCCGACAAAGUUCCAUUGUGGGGUUACUUCCUCAUAUUCUGGUUUUUCUUCCUCGGCUUUCAAAUGCUUGGCGUGGAAAGCUUUGGCGAAGCUGAAUUCUGGCUUGCGUUGGUGAAGCUCGCAGGCCUGUGCGCGUAUUUCAUCUUCGGCAUCAUCUAUGCGAGUGGGGGUUUGAUCGGACAGAAAGAGGCCUUAGGAUUCAGAUACUGGAACGACCCAGGGCCUUGGGUAUCCGGUUUCCGUGGUGUGGCCUCUGUCUUUGUGUUUUGCUCUACGUUUUAUGCAGGAGUAGAAAGCGUGGCUGUCGCUGCCACGGAGACCAAGAAUCCAGCUGUCGCCGUUCCCCUCGCCAUAAGACAAGUCUUUUGGCGCAUUAUUUUCAUCUACAUGGGCUCCGCUUUCUUUUUCGGUCUCACGUGCCCGUCGGAUGCUGAAGGACUGGUGAACGGAUCCAGUCGUGCGCUCAAGAGUCCCAUGACAAUAGCCAUUCAGAACGCAGGCUGGGAAGGCGGGGUUCAUUUGAUCAAUGCCUUCAUCUUUAUUACUGUGUUAUCAGCCGCCAACAGUUCUAUAUACAUAGGAUCUCGCACACUACUUUUCAUGGCUAAAGAUGGCAAGGCUCCGCGCUUCUUGGGGUACACAAACAGUCGUGGUGUGCCCGUGUACGCGAUCAUCCUCACCAAUCUUUUUGGCGUCCUGAGCAUGAUGAACGUGUCCACAGGAGGAAGCGCGGCAUACUCUUACAUUGUCAACCUCUCCGGUGUUUCGACAUUCUGCGUCUGGGCCGCCAUUUCUUGGACACACAUUCGGUUUCGACAAGCCUGGUCAGCGCAAGGUCGACAUCCGGAUCAACUACCAUUCAAGUCCUUGUGGUAUCCCUGGAAUGCGUAUUUCGGGUUGUUCGCAAAUAUCUUCCUUGCCUUAGUACAGGGAUGGACAACGCUCAGUCCUUUCGACGCCGGAACUUUCGUCGACGCCUACAUUUUGCUACCCCUGUUCUUCAUUAUAUGGUUUGGAUACAAAUUCGUUUUCAAGACAAAGUUCCAUGGAAAGUACGAAAUCGAUCUAGAUGCAGGACGGAGAAAGGACCUCGACAUGCGGGAAUUACUCGAUGAGCCGAGCGGAGAACAAGGGCAGGCUAAGAGACCCUUGUGGAAGCGGCUAUGGAGAGACUUUUGAGCGAUGAUCGCAAUGGUACGUGGUCAGCUAGUGGUCGCCUAUUUCGAGCAGUUUAAUCCAUGGCUUCAGCGUCACGCAGUGACAUGCUCUAUUCUCCCUAGGUUUUCUGACAGAUGCACGUGGCCCGCUAUUCAAUGACGGUGCAGAUGCCCUUCGGUACUGUACAUACCAGCGUGGUCCUAUUUUGUUUUCACUACAAUCAACCAAUCAGAUCCCACCGAAGUCAUUCACAUUGGGUGUGUUCUUCACAGAUCCCAACUUCGCUAAUCCCAUUUGGGAACAAACUCAAGAGAUGCCGAAACAGCGAGCGUCCGCUAGCUGCACAGUGUAUCAAUCAGUCGCCGACCUACACUAGAGCUUGUAUCGCCACGAUGGAGUUCGGCAUGGGCCUCCUGGACGACUCGUUCGACUCGUGUUGCUAGGUUGCUAGGCAGACUUCGAGAUGCAAUGUAUACAUUCUAUCAGGCCCCCUGCAUGCGGAUUUUCAUGGCUUUUCC
Paraphaeosphaeria sporulosa is the source of this 2410-nucleotide messenger RNA. Its product is annotated as amino acid permease-like protein. The record is from RefSeq and is a predicted model, not a curated record. Gene Ontology annotation, biological process: amino acid transmembrane transport. Gene Ontology annotation, cellular component: membrane. The transcript has a single exon. Gene Ontology annotation, molecular function: amino acid transmembrane transporter activity. NCBI's taxonomy places the organism in Eukaryota, Fungi, Ascomycota, Dothideomycetes, Pleosporales, Didymosphaeriaceae. Bases 300 to 1913 code for a protein of 537 amino acids.